Messenger RNA from Fundulus heteroclitus (mummichog), 1211 nucleotides. RefSeq names its product opa interacting protein 5 (gene oip5). The record is from RefSeq and is a predicted model, not a curated record. Lineage: Eukaryota; Metazoa; Chordata; Actinopteri; Cyprinodontiformes; Fundulidae. Gene Ontology annotation, cellular component: nucleus; chromosome, centromeric region; chromatin. The coding region runs from base 89 to 634 and encodes 181 amino acids. Gene Ontology annotation, biological process: CENP-A containing chromatin assembly; chromosome segregation. The transcript has 5 exons.
AGGGGAGGAGGAUGUGACGUAUUUCUCCUUCCUCUGUUAUUCCAAACUGCAGCGCGGUUCAGCAACUUGUUUUUAAUCACUGCGUAAAAUGGAGUUUGACGAAAGCGCCAUAGUGAAGCGAAGCGACGACCCAAAGCUGCUCGCAGAAGCAGAACUGGAGCAUUUGAUGAGUCUCCAUUGUGCCAAAUGCAACACGAUUCUGGCGGACUCUUUAGGAGUCUGCGGAGAAGUGAAAUGCAUCGAUUCCAUCAUGUGCACACGAGUGUCUGAUGAUGUGGUGGUGAGCGAUUCACUGGAGUUGGUGCGCAAAGGGGAAAUGGCUAACUGCGUGUGUUCCUUCCUAAAAUGCCGUUCAUGCAAAGUUGUCGUGGGGAAAGUCAUUCACGCUGCUCCUCCACAUCUGGCUGCCAUUCGCUCCAUCUUUCUCCUGAACAAAGGAAAACUGAGCUGUUACAUUCUCGGCGGCAGCUCGGUGGUGAAGGCCUCAUCGCUGUCGUUCGAUAUGAAGCCUCUUUCAGAAACCAUUAGCGAGGCGAGACAAGAGUUGGAAGAACAGCUGGGACUGAUGACGCUGACCUUUGGCCGACUAGCCGACGUGAGCAUGAACAGUCAAAGCACCACGCAGAGCUCCUAAGACGUUGUCCGUUCUCCCAUUCAUGGAAGAUGGCUCUGUCCUUCAGUGAGCCGUAUCCAGGUAAUGGACAGCCAUCUUUUACACGGCCGACUCCCGUCUUGGCAUAAGGUUCUUAUUCACACUUCCAUACAACCUGCCCCAAGUGGACCCGCUGUGAACCCUGCUAUUAGUAGACAUCUGACCUAAGCCACAAAUGCCGCAAGCCACUACAGCUUCAUAACUUUGACUGCUUCUUGAACGCGUUAUUUAACACCCAGCCUGCAAAGGUACUUCACAAAUAGUUGUAAUGUGGUCCAGUGUAAGAUAUCCAGGAGCUUUGUGGACUGAAAACCUUCACUUUAUACACUUUAUAGAUGCUUUGUUGGUUCUGUUUAGUACAUAGAUGGAGAUCUUUCAUUUCAGUGACCUGUAUGUUGUGGAUUAUUGCCACUGUUGAGGUUUUUGUUUAAAAUAAGAUGUACUAUCUACUCUAUUUAAAUAUUAUAAUGUACUUUCUUUUGUUGAGAAUGCUUUUAAGAGACUUGUAAACUUUUUGUACAUUCUGUUCUUGACAAUAAACUUCUAGAGUUUGAUGAUU